Molecule: messenger RNA, 1751 nt
Organism: Periconia digitata
Lineage: Eukaryota; Fungi; Ascomycota; Dothideomycetes; Pleosporales; Periconiaceae
Source: the annotation of a GenBank genome assembly
GUAUGUACGUUAUGGGUUUCAAAUGAGCGAGUAUAGAUUGGAUUCCAACCAAGACCUCAACAACCACCGUCCAACCACUGCGUAAAGAGCCUACAGUUUCAUGACUGUCCGCUGACAUAAUAGGCGUCUUCACAAAGAGUGAGAGCUUGAUCACAACAUUCAGUUCUCCCACACACCAUCGCCGGCCAUUACGACAUCUAGACUUUUUUUGUUGCUUGAAGAUCGAAAUCACGUGUGGUGGUCUGUGCUCAUUGGUCGCAUCAACCCUCACUUCUGCAAUCUCGAAAAGGCCAAAGUCAAACCUGCUGCGACUUCUUGACAGCGGAACAAUCCUCGACGAGCGCACCGGGGCUGAUCUAUUCUUUGACAUGGCCGGGUACGGAAAAGGGGCUGGAAAGGUCCCUACUGGUUUCGCAGCGGAAACUUUCAUCAGCGAAUCGACAUUUCGCGACGGACACCGAGCCAUCGAAUCGGGUCAAUCCGUGAAUGCCAGGAAGCGGAAGAGAGAGAACAAAGGAGACUCGAGCAUCGUAUCGGGUGCAAGGGCAUACAAGGGACCAUGGGCAAGAUACGAAGAAGAGCGGCCUGAUACAACCGCCGAUGACGAAUUUGGCAGCGACGAAGAGGUGGAGAUAGUGUACGAAGAGGACGAGAUAGAGGAACUGCCUUCAGCUGCACCUGGGAAACUAGCCGGCACAGACUAUGCGGAUACAGACGCACGACCAGAGACCAGCGAAUUCGUGGGGAGUCAAGAGCACGACUACAUGGGCAGGACGUAUAUGCAUGUCCCUACUGAUCUGGAUGUCAAGUUGACUGGUGAUCGUGGCGAUGUGAAAAACUUUGUCCCUAAGAAGCUUAUCCAUACAUACAAGUACCAUACCAAGUCUAUCACACAGGUUCGCUUCUUCCCUGGCAGCGGCCAUCUCCUUUUAUCAGCGUCAGCAGACUCCAAGAUUGCACUGUGGGAUGUGUACCAUCAAAGAGAGCUCUUACGGACGUACUCUGGCCACACAAAGUCUGUGAACGACAUCGACUUCACCCCGGAUGGCACGCAAUUCGUCUCUGCAAGCUACGACCGAUACAUGAAGAUAUGGGACACGGAAACCGGGAAAUGUCUCAACAAAUUCACUACUGGCAAGACACCACACGUUGUCCGUAUCAACCCAAGUACACCACACGAGUUCCUCGCUGGUAUGGCGGACAAGAAGAUCAUGCAGUAUGACACGCGCAGUGGAGAGAUGGUGCAGGAAUACGACCAUCAUUUGGGACCCGUUAACACCAUAACCUUCUGCGAUGAUGACCGUCGGUUUAUCACCACGUCAGACGACAAGUCUCUCCGCGCAUGGGAAUACGGAAUCCCGGUGCCCAUCAAAUUCAUUGCCGAACCGUACAUGUUCUCCAUGGUCCGGUCCUCGCCGCACCCAUCAGGAAAAUACGUCGCUUUCCAGUCAUCGGACAAUCAAAUUACGGUGUAUUCAUCCACGGACCGUUUCCGCCAAAACCGCAAGAAAAGCUAUCGUGGUCACAACGUGGCAGGGUACGCGCCCGACGUGGCCAUCAGUCCCGACGGACAAUACAUUAGUUCGGGUGAUAGCGGAGGGUUCGUUUGCUUCUGGGACUGGAAGACGUGCAAGAUGUAUCACAAGAUCCAAGCAAGCGAUUCACCGGUACUCGCAGUGCAGUGGCAUCCACGCGAGACGUCCAAGCUUAUCACUGGCGAUCUCAAUGGCGCGUUGAAGUUCUGGGACUAG